AUGGCACCCACCCAGGAGGUUAUGGAGACCACAGCCGUGGACCUGGGCGCCCUUCUGGACGCAGGGGACGGCGCAGUCGUCACACUGGUGGCGGGCGGCACCCGUCUCGUGGCGCACAGGGCCGUGUUGGCCGAUAGAAGUCCCGUGUUUGGCGCCAUGUUUCGCCACGACACACUGGAAGCCAACUCCAGCGAGGUCGCAGUCCCGGACGUGGAGGGCCCGGUGCUGCGCCAGCUGGUCGCCUACCUCUACACCCUCCAGGCCCCUCAGCUGUCCAGCCUGGCCCCCCACCUGCUGGCAGCCGCUGAUAAAUACGGCGUGUCGGCCCUGAAGGCUCGGUGCGAGCAGCUCGUGGCCGCUCAGCUGUCCGUCGAGACUGCGGCGGCCGCAGCUGUUCUGGCGAUCAGGCACUCCUGCACCAGCCUCAGGCAGGCCGCCGUUAACUUCAUCAAGGCCAACGCCGUCCAGGUUAUGACUACACAGGGCUGGGCUGACGCAGUGCGCACUCAGCCUGAAGACAUCGUUACACUGGGUCAGCUGCUCGCGGAUCCUCCAGCAGAAACCAGCGCGCCGGCCUCUGCAGACGGCAGUGGGCCGCAGGGAGACCGCGGCCACACCCCUGCCACUGCUGCGCCGCCCACGGCCAGCCGCACCGCUCCUCCGCCAGAUGACUCUGCCGUCUCUCGCCUGCGGAGGCUUCCUGAAAAGGAGAAGAACAGCAGGCUGAUCCGGGCUGCGCAGGAGGAUGCAGUCACCGAGCUGCAGACGCUGCUGGCAGCUGGUGCUGACGUGGGGGCGACGGAUGAGGGCGAGAGCAGGUGUACGUCCCUCCACUGGGCUGCAGACAAGGGACACCUGAAGGCAGUGAGGUGCCUGGUGGAGGGUGGAGCAGACGUGGACGCCAGGACCAGCGGCUGGCAGGAGACGCCCCUGUACAGGGCUGCAUACAGUGGCCACGAGGCUGUGGCGCGGCUGCUGCUGGAGGCAGGGGCGGAGGCUGAUGCCAGGAACAAAAGGCAGAGCACUCCCCUGCAUGCGGCUGCAUUGGGAGGCCACGUGGCUGUGGUGCGGCUGCUGCUGGCGGCCACUCCUUACCACAGCGCCAGGGAUCAGUGGGGGCGAACGCCGCUGCACUGUGCGGCUCUGAACGGCCACGCAGACGCGGCAUCUGCACUGCUAGAGGCUGGAGCCGACCGUCUGGCCAGGAAUAACGACGGGGAAACCCCACUGGAUCUCGCCAGGAAGAACAACCACCAGCAGCUGAUAGAUAUGCUAAGGUGA
Messenger RNA from Schistocerca cancellata (South American locust), 1281 nucleotides. Its product is annotated as poly [ADP-ribose] polymerase tankyrase-1-like. The transcript has 3 exons. Lineage: Eukaryota; Metazoa; Arthropoda; Insecta; Orthoptera; Acrididae. Bases 1 to 1281 code for a protein of 426 amino acids. The record is from RefSeq and is a predicted model, not a curated record. Gene Ontology annotation, molecular function: protein binding.